Equus caballus (horse) is the source of this 3158-nucleotide messenger RNA. RefSeq names its product amine oxidase copper containing 2 (gene AOC2). The record is from RefSeq and is a predicted model, not a curated record. Gene Ontology annotation, molecular function: primary methylamine oxidase activity; quinone binding; copper ion binding. NCBI's taxonomy places the organism in Eukaryota, Metazoa, Chordata, Mammalia, Perissodactyla, Equidae. Gene Ontology annotation, cellular component: plasma membrane. Gene Ontology annotation, biological process: amine metabolic process.
GUAUCAGGCUCUGUUAAGCACUUUGUGUGCAUGAUCACAUUUAAUCUUCAUGAAAUCUAUAGUGUAGUUUUAUCCCUUCUUUAUAGGUAAAGGCACUGAGGCUCAUGAUAAGUAACUCCCCUGUGGUCACCCAGCUUAGGGACCUGGGAUUGGUAUAUAAAUCUGAUUGCUAAGUCCAGGUCCUCACCACUCCUUCUUUCUCACUGACUAUGUAGAAGAGGCCUGAGACCACAAAUCAAGGGCUUGGCCUUAGGCAACUGGCAAAACACAGUGCAUAUUGCUGAACUGGGCAGUGGAUCCUGGAAACAUUAGGAGGUGGUGCCUGCCAGGAGGUAGGAAAAUGGACAGUUAUAAUUUCUGCAUGUAGCACACAGGACUUGAUUGGGCAUCUGAGAUUUGCACUCUUCCUCAGACCCAUUUUGGGUGGAAGGUAGAGGUUAGCAUUAAUCCAAAUGCCCCCUAAUCUGGUCUAAAUGAUGGAAAUCAGUAGUGGGAUUAACUGUGCUGGCAGGUGUUCAGUGGCAGGGGAGGCUAUGCACAUGGAAGUAGCGCCUUGAGCCAAACCACAGAACAGAAAAUUGGAGCAGAAUUAUAUAAAUCAAGGUCAGAAAUUUCCUGUCCAGCCCACAGGGUGGAGUUUUCUCCAUUCCUGUCCAUCCUACUGAAUAUAAACCAUGAUUUGAUGUGGAAGGGGAAGCUGGUAGGACUCUCAUUUCAGCUCAGCAUUCACCAUGAAUCUCAAGGUAGUCCUCGUGUUCCUGGCGCUGUCCCUCAUUACCAUCUUUGCCCUGACCUAUGUCUUGCUGACCAGCCAAGGUGCCUCCAGCCAGCCUCCUCGCUGCCCCUCUGUAUCCCACAGUGCCCAGUCCUGGACACACCCUGGCCAGAGCCAGCUGUUUGCAGACCUGAGCCGAGAGGAGCUGAUGGCUGUGAUGAGCUUUCUGACCCAGCAGCUGGGGCCUGGCCUGGUGGAUGCUGCCCAGGCCCGCCCCUCGGACAACUGCGUCUUCUCAGUGGAGCUGCAGCUACCCCCCAAGGCUGCAGCCCUGGCCCACCUGGACAGGGGAAGUCCCCCGCCUGCCCGAGAGGCACUGGCCAUCGUCUUCUUUGGCGGACAACCCCAGCCCAAUGUGAGUGAGCUGGUGGUGGGACCGCUCCCACGUCCCUCCUACAUGCGGGAUGUAACAGUAGAGCGUCAUGGGGGCUCCCUGCCCUAUCACCGACGUCCCUUGCUGGGAACUGAGUUUGCCCAGAUGGAGAAACAUUUGAAAGAGGUGGAGCUACCCAAGGCACCAGUCUUCCUGGCUUCUGUCUUCAACUACAAUGGCUCCACUUUGGCAUUUUUGCACGCCACCCCUAGGGGCUUACGCUCAGGGGACCGUGCUACCUGGAUAGCCCUCCACCAUAACAUCUCAGGUGUUGGGAUUUUCCUUCACCCAGUGGGGCUGGAGCUACUGCUGGACCACAGGGCCCUGGACCCUGCCCACUGGGCUGUCCAGCAGGUCUUCUACCUUGGGCGCUACUAUGCAGACUUGAGCCAGUUGGAAUGGGAGUUUAAGGCUGGCCGGCUGGAAGUGGUUAGAGUUCCUCUACCCCUGCCAAAUGGGGCUUCAUCCCUGAGAUCCCGGAUCUCCCCAGGUCCUCUUCCCCCUCUUCACUUCUCACCCCAAGGCUCCCAAUACAGAGUACAAGGGAACCUGGUGGUAUCCUCUCUCUGGGCAUUUACCUUUGGCCAUGGGGUGUUCAGUGGCAUGAGGAUUUUUGAUAUUCGGUUCAAGGGUGAGCGGGUGGCCUAUGAAGUCAGUGUCCAGGAGUGUGUAUCUGUCUAUGGUGCCGAUUCACCCAAGACAAUGUUGACCCGAUAUUUGGAUAGCAGCUAUGGACUUGGCAGUCACAGCCGGGGCUUGGUGCGUGGAGUGGACUGCCCCUAUCAGUCUACAAUGGUGGACAUCCACGUAUUAGUGGGCAAAGGGGCAGUCCAGCUACUCCCGGGGGCUGUGUGUGUAUUUGAGGAGGCCCAGGGACUCCCCCUUCGAAGGCACCACAAUCACAUAGAGAGUCAUUUCUAUGGUGGUUUGGCUGGCUCGGCCCUUGUAGUGAGGUCUGUGUCAUCUGUAGGCAAUUAUGACUACAUUUGGGACUUUGUAUUGCACCCAAAUGGGGCGCUUGAAGGGCGGGUCCAUGCCACGGGCUACGUCAAUACAGCUUUCCUGAGUGGGGGAGAGGAAAGCCUCCUCUUUGGGAACCGUGUGGGAGAACGAGUGCUGGGGGCAGUGCACACGCAUGCCUUCCACUUCAAGCUGGACCUGGAUGUGGCAGGGCUGAAAAACUGGGUGGUAGCGGAAGACGUGGUGUUUAAACCUGUGGCAGCCCCUUGGAGUCCGGAGCACCAACUGCAGCGCCCACAGCUGACUCGGCAGGUCCUGGGAAGGGAGGACCUGACAGCGUUUUCCUUGCAAAGCCCCCUUCCCCGCUACCUUUACCUGGCUAGCAACCAGACUAAUGCCUGGGGUCACCAGCGCGGGUAUCGAAUCCAGAUCCACAGCCCCCUCGGCAUACACAUGCCCCUGGAGAGCGACAUGGAAAGGGCCCUCAGCUGGGGGAGAUACCAGCUCGUGGUGACCCGGAGGAAGGAGGAGGAGUCACAGAGCAGCAGCAUCUAUUACCAGAAUGACAUCUGGACCCCCACUAUGGCCUUUGCUGACUUCAUCAACAAUGAGACUCUCUUAGGAGAGGACCUGGUGGCUUGGGUUACGGCCAGCUUCCUGCACAUCCCCCACGCUGAGGAUGUCCCCAACACAGUGACUGUGGGGAACAGAGUUGGCUUCUUGCUCCGGCCCUAUAACUUCUUUGAUGAAGAUCCCUCCAUCUUCUCCCCUGGCAGCAUCUACUUUGAGAAGGGCCAGGAUGCUGGGCUCUGCAGUGUCAACCCUGUGGCCUGCAUCCCUCACCUGGCAGCCUGUGUCCCGGACCUGCCCCCUUUCUCUUACCAAGACUUUUAGUCCUGAGGAUGUGGUAGGACACAGAGUUGGGGUGCUGAGACAUAUGUACCUUCCUCUCUCUGUUCCCACUUCUUGCUCCCCUGACUCUCAGCCUCUUAAUGUUUCUUAGGAAACAGCCUCCUCCCACAAUAAACCCCCAUAUAUCCUUUUGGUUAA